CAACAGUGUGACGCGUUCGUGUUUGUGUGUGUGUGUUUGGUUGGUUGUUGUGUGUGUGGUGUGUGUUUGCUUUUGAUGGUCACGUGGUCAGCCAGCAAGUUGGCCUGCCAACUUGUGCGUGGAGACAAACAACAAUCGCAUGUGGCAGCAAGCAGUGGCAGUCCCACCAUAAAGGAUUAUCAUAGCGCAGAAAAUAGCUGCUGCCCGAAAAGAAAAUCGAAAAUGUGCUUCCAUUAGAACGGUUGGGGAAAGCGCGAGGAAAAGUGCAGCGGCAAAAUCUGCAAACCAAAUCCAACUUAAGUUCACAUCAAAUUAAAAUCAACAAGCGGCGGAACGGAGUGGAGCGGCCAAAACCCCCCGAAAGAAAAAGCAAAGAAAAAUUAUAGAAAAAUCUAAGAAAAAGGAGCAGCAGAAGCAGUAGGAAAAGGAGCAGCAGCAGCAGCAGCAGCAAGGCAAAGCCGUGGAAAAUGAAGUGCAAUAAAAGUCAAAUGGCCACGUUAACAAUGUGGAAAAUUUUUAUGGCCCUGCUCUGUGGAAUGGCACUGGCACUGCCGCUAAUGCCAGUCACAUUAGCGCGCCUGCAUUCCACAUCCGGCGGCGGCGGCGGUGGAGGAGGCGGUGGCAUGUCCAGUGGUGUCCUGGGUCCUGGCUCUGGCGGAGGAUCCAACAAUGGCGGAUCUACAGGCAAAGAUGCACACGUGAAAACGAAGGAUGUCGAUGCUGUGGAGGGUAAAUCAGUGUCGCUGCCUUGCCCCAUUACGGAGCCCCUGGACAAUGUUUAUAUGGUCUUAUGGUUUCGUGACAAUGCGGGCAUACCGCUCUAUAGCUUCGAUGUGCGCGAUAAGGAGGCACGGGACCAGCCCCGACAUUGGUCAGCCCCGGAGGUAUUUGGCUCACGUGCCAAAUUCCAUUUUGAUUCGCAGCCAGCAACCUUGGAAAUUAAGGAUAUCAAGCGUCAUGAUCAGGGCAUUUACCGAUGUCGUGUGGAUUUUCGCACAAGUCAAACGCAAAGUUUCCGUUUCAAUUUGUCAGUAAUAAUACUUCCGGAGCAGCCAAUCAUCUUGGAUCGUUGGGGCCGACAGCUGAAUGGCUCUCAAUUGGGGCCAAAGCAGGAGGGCGAUGAUAUCGUUAUCACUUGUCGUGUGGUGGGCGGUCGACCCCAACCGCAGGUCCGUUGGCUCGUAAAUGGACUGCUUGUCGACAAUCAAAACGAGCACAAUUCCGGCGAUGUUAUCGAGAACCGUCUGUUGUGGCCAUCGGUGCAGCGAAACGAUUUGAAUUCCGUAUUCACAUGUCAGGCACUGAAUACGCAAUUAGAUAAGCCCAAGGAGAAGAGCUUCAUACUGGAUAUGCACUUAAAACCGUUGGUGGUGCGAAUCCUGGAGCCACCCAGCUCAAUGAUUGCCGAUCGUCGCUAUGAAGUUGCCUGCGAAUCAUCGGGCUCUCGACCGAAUGCCAUCAUAACGUGGUACAAGGGAAAACGGCAAUUACGACGCACAAAGGACGACAUAUCAAAGAACUCGACACGCUCAGAGCUGAGCUUUGUGCCGACCACAGACGAUGAUGGCAAAUCGAUAACAUGCCGUGCGGAAAAUCCGAAUGUGAAUGGCCUGUAUUUGGAGACCAUGUGGAAAUUGAAUGUCGUUUAUCCACCUUUGGUCACACUACGCCUGGGCUCCACAUUGACGCCGGAUGAUAUCAAGGAAGGCGACGAUGUUUACUUCGAGUGUCACGUACAAUCGAAUCCUCAAUGGCGGAAACUGCUGUGGUUGCAUAAUGGCAUUCAUCUGGAGCACAAUACAUCCGCUCGUGUCAUACGCUCCAAUCAGAGUUUGGUCCUGCAGAAGAUCACAAAGCAUUAUGCUGGCAAUUAUGCGUGCAGUGCCAUCAACGAUGAGGGCGAAACGGUCAGCAAUCAGCUGCCGUUGCGUGUGAAAUACACUCCGAUAUGCAAGCACUCGGACCGUGUGAUAUUAAUUGGCGCCUCCAAGGACGAGACUGUGGAAGUAAUAUGCGAGAUACAGGCCGAUCCACCACCGCGAACAUUUCGCUGGAAAUUCAACAACUCGGGCGAAACCCUGGACGUGGGCAGCGAACGUUUCAGCGUGAAUGGAAGUCGCAGUAUUUUAAAGUACACACCAGUCACAGAUCAGGAUUAUGGCACACUGUCCUGCUGGGCCUCGAACGAGGUGGGCACACAGCAGCAUCCCUGUCUCUUCCAAGUCGUACUGGCGGCUCUGCCGAAUGCCGUCAGCAAUUGUACCGUCUUCAACCGCACCGAGCUGAGUGUUGACAUACAAUGCAUACCGGGCUAUGACGGCGGACUGCCUCAAAUAUUUGUACUGGAAAUGUUUUCAACACGCACCGGCAUCACCAGAUUCAAUUUGAGCAACGCUGAGGAGGCGCUCUUCUCGCUGGAGAACCUGGACACGCUCACCUCGAUGAUGGUGCAGGAGAACAACUCGCUGAGGCUGCGCAUUUACUCGUACAACCAGAAGGGACGAAGCGCCGCUUAUCUCCUGCCCGAUUUCAUAAUUGGCUCAACAGCUUACAAGACAGACGACGACGUAACACUGACAUUGUCGCCGGUGAUUGUUGGAAGUGUCCUGACCAUCAUAAUUAUUGGUGUUGCCAUCGCGAUACGAAUAUUUGUGGUGACAUUUGUGCACAAUUUGCGGCGCAAUCGUCAUCACGGCAGCAAGGCAACGGCUGCCGGUGUAACGGCCCAGCCGGGGGAUGUCUUCAAGGGCGGCAACCUGGAGAAACCGCGAUGGCAGCACACGGACAUUAAAACGAAGUCAUCGGAAGAUUUGGUCGAGGACGAACGUGAUCCGGAUGUAAUACCAUCGCAAUAUGUUGGCGGCAGCAGCGCCGGCAGCAGUGGCAGCAACGCCUCCAAUGUUGGCAGCACCACAGCGGGCACCACCACUGGCAGCAGCACUUCCACCGCCGUGGUGGCAUCAGCAGCAGCAGCAGCAGCAGCGUCGGCAGCAGCAGCAGCAGCUGCAGCUGCAUCUGCCACGGGAACAGUGGCUGGCGGUGGCGGCGGCGGCGAACGGGAUGUCCAUCAGUUCACAUCAGCCACGUCCCUGGGAGGAGGUGUCUCCAAAUGGUCACCCAAUGGCAAUGUGCUGCCCCUGACGACGACGACGACGACGAUGCUGUCCGGCGAUCCGGCGAAUGCGACGGUCACCUACAAUCAAAUCAACGCGCAGCGAGCCCAGCUGCUGGCAGCCGUGGCGGCGGCGGGUGGUGGCUGCAGCAGCACCGUCAUCUCGCCCAGCAGCAGCAUGAUGGGCAGCUUGGGGGGCAAGCCGCCACUGGGACUGGGCGGCACCAUCAUUGGCUCCCCAACGUCGCUCUCCUCGACGGCCACGCUGGCGGCCCACCUGCAGCCGGUGCACAGCAGUGGCGUUGGCACCCUGCCACCUGGCUUGGGCAGCGGCGGGGGCUACAUACUGAACGCGUAUGCCAGUGGGCGAAUGCACCACCCACUGCAGCAGAUGGGCAUUGGCGGUGGAGCCACUCACACGGCCACACUGAAUCGGCAUCACCAUCAGCAGCAGCAGCAGCAGCAACACCAUCAUCAUCAUCACCAGCAGAAGCAGCAGCAGCAGCAGCAGCACCCGCACCAUUCGGGCUCCAGCCUGCUGCUGGGCAGCGCCGGCAGCGUGAUGGGCGUUGUGGGGCUGGCCAAUAACACAGCCUCGACCACGACUACAACCACCUCGUGCAACUCCUCGCAGGACCUGGAUGAUAACAUUAAUAUAAAUGCGAUUAAGGACUGCCUCAUGACGCAGCGCGUGCCUGAGAGCUGUGUGUAAGAGCCAGAGGCUGCUUGCUUGCUUGCUGGCAAACAAUUCGUGAGUAAUUCCAGAUCUACAUAUGAAUGCGAUUAUGUGUAUAUGCGUGUGGGUAGGAUCUGCUGCAUGUGUGUAUGUAGUAUCUAGGAAUACUCGUAAUGUAUGUAUCUAUAGUAGGACAUAGUUUUUUGUCUCGUUAAGGUGCUGUGCAUAUCUAACCUACGCCUAAGACAGCGUUAAGCAUGAACUCUGAUGCUGUAAAACAGAGCAAAAACUGUGGCAUAAAAAUCUGCAUAUCUACAUGGCAUACAGCAUAUCCAUUCCAUUGUUCUAUCAGAUGGGAUAGUUAACUGGUAGGAUAUCAGAAGGCAGGAUAUACGUAUCAGAAGUAGUAGCAAAUUUAAAGAUUCCUUUGGAGAGUCGCGUAGAUCUCGAUUUGCUGAGCCGUCUCUGGUUUUGGCUUCUUCUCAAAAAUGGUUCUGUCUUUAGCUCAUGCGAACCGAACCUGCUUCAAGAAUAAUAAUCUUCUAUCAAUGUUCAAUGUCCUUGCCAAUUUGCUUUGACUACAUUUCCAGUUCGAUUGGGUAACUAAUAUAGCAAAACAGAAUAAAAUGCAUUAAAUUAAAUAUAUACAUAUAUACCAAAAACCACACUCUAAUUUAAGGAAACUUCAAAAAGACUCAGACAAUGUAGUAGCUAAAAUAUUUUGUAGGAAAAAUGUUCCCAAAUGAGAAAUGAGGAAAGAGAAAAGAGAAAUUAAUUAUUAAUAAUUAUAUAUAUAUUAUAAAUGUGUGGUACUACCAGUAAAGAUUGUACAUAAAACUAUACUCCUGGCAUAGUUGUAUAGAUCAAAUAUUAAUCAGCUGCAAGGAACAUCGCUUCUUUGUUGUACAUAGGAUAUUGGUAAAUUGGUAAAUGUAUAUGUAAAUGUUCGAGUAUGUAGCUAAGUGCAAGUAUAUAUAUAUAUGUAUGUUUGAGAGGUCGAUUCGUUCGGCCAAAGGUCCUGCUUAGAGAUGGUAAAUAAAGUAAAGUUAAAUUGUUAGCGAGAAGAACGAUAAACUUAAGCCCCCAUAGAGCAUAGAAAACGGAUGAGUUUAAACUAAAACUGAAACAUAAGCAUAAAUAUCCAUAAAUACGUCUAGAUAAGUCGAAGAAAAUAUGUGAAAAAAAAAUGGAGAAAAUGAAGAAAACGGAUUGUAAAGAAAAGAAGAAAAUAAAUAUAGAUAAAU
Drosophila obscura is the source of this 5032-nucleotide messenger RNA. It is a transcript of the gene side-II, whose product is annotated as neural cell adhesion molecule 1. NCBI's taxonomy places the organism in Eukaryota, Metazoa, Arthropoda, Insecta, Diptera, Drosophilidae. The record is from RefSeq and is a predicted model, not a curated record.